AUGUCAGACUACCAUAUUCCCGACAAUUUGAUGGCUGAGGUUCUUCUCAGGCUACCAUUUGAUUCCCUGAUUCGAUUCAGGUGCGUCUCAAAAUCAUGGCGCGAUUUGAUCGACAGCCCUUUCUUUAUCGAAGUGCAUUCGGAAAGAUCAAAAGAGUGUCCUCCUCCGCAUUCAGCCGACAACAAGAUUGUUGCAAUCAAGGGAACCACAUUCUACACUUUUGAUUCGGUUUGUAAACUCCGAGGUGGCUUAUGCAGAGCAAUUGCCAGGGAACUCAAUAGCCCGUCUUUGGAAUUUGAAGAACGUGGACUCGAAAUUGUGGGAUCUUGUAAUGGCAUGGUUUGUCUAUGGAAUUUUCGGACAGAUGAACUAGCUUUGUGGAAUCCAUGGAUUCAACACUGCUCUGCAUUGCCUUCGCCUCCGUACGAAUUUACAAAGAAAUGUAGGUGUAGUAUGGGGGCUGCAUUCGGGUACGACCACGUUAAUGAUGACUACAAAGUGGUUAAAUGGCAUAUACAGUUUGUUCCUUACAAUUCUUACCGUGAAUUGCCAAGUUCUUGCCGAUAUGACCUCUGUGUUUAUAGCUUGAAGCUCAAUUCAUGGAAGAGAAUACAAAGUAGUUGUAUUCCAUUUGAGCUGCCAGAAUUCUACUACUUUCCUGCCGAUUGCGCCUUGGUAAAUGGGGAAUUACACUGGCUGGUGACUGAGAUUUCGUGGGGUUUCGAAACAUUCAUUCUGGCCUUUGAUCUUGGAAGUGAGGAAUUCCGCAAAAUGUCAUGUGGUCCUGGCAACACAGAUUCACCAGACUUGAUCAGCUACAUUCAUGACCCGAAGUUGUGCAAUUUGAAUGGCUACCUUUCGUUCUUCUGCAACAAGAUGUUUCAACGGGAAAGAAAACGAGUAGGAGAGGUAUGGAUAAUGGAGGAUUAUGGAGGAGAAUGUGAGAGUUCCUGGACUCAAUUAGCCUCCAUUGACUUUCCUGAUUAUAAUCAAGGAUAUUGGGGUUUAAAACCAGUGACAUUCUCCAAGAAAAAGAAGAAAAUGCUGCUGCAGAGUGGAUGGGAAAAGCUAGUGCUUUAUGACCUUGACAAGAAAUCAGUCAGAGAUGUAACCAUAAGUGGUGAGGCAAGUUGUUCUGCAUCCUGCGUUUCUGCUGGAAGUCUCAUUAGCCCUUUUUCUUGGCUCUGUUCUGCGGGAGGAACAGAUCAUAGUUAAUUUUAUAUUCAUCAUGAGCAAUUAAGAAUGCAAAAUGAAAAUUCUCCCUCCGAAAUUUUGUUUUACACUUGGUGCAUCUUCUAG
This is a messenger RNA of Oldenlandia corymbosa var. corymbosa, 1299 nucleotides long. Lineage: Eukaryota; Viridiplantae; Streptophyta; Magnoliopsida; Gentianales; Rubiaceae. The record is from the annotation of a GenBank genome assembly.